AAAUCUGUCCCAAGUUACUGAACCGUCACAUUUGUACGGUAUUCCGUCGGGACCACUUCAACCCUCACACUUUCGUCUUAAGGGCGCAAAGUUACUGUAGGAGGACGAAAGUGCGAAGAUGCAAAGGUGAAGGAGCGAUAAUAGUAUGAGUGCAAAGUGAGCGAUAGAAGUAUCGCUCCUUAGCCAUCACAUCGUCGCAAUUUAGCUCCUUCACCUCCACAUGAUGGGGCUACCCACACAUUGAAGGAAUUAAUUAAGAUCAAAUAGAUUUCAUCACAGGCACCCAAAUAUUUGGUUGCAUAAUGAAGGGGAAAAUUUGGUUGACCUCUCAAAGGGAAACAACUUUUGUGUCAAAAGUGUGGAUUUGACUGAUAUUUUCAGUCACAUUAUCAUUUUUCACAUGAUCGAAAACAUAUUUCUUACGGAUAUUUAUAAUGGGAAAUGUUGACAUCUUUUCUUCAUUGGAAAGCCACUCGGAAUACCUCGCAUAAUUUUUCAAUGUUAUCAUCUGGGUACUUUCAUGUCUGUUGCAAUGCAAAAUGAAAAUCCCUGUAAACAUAAUAUAGAGGGCAUUUAAAAAGGGAAAUCUUUUUUCAUACUUUUGAAAGAAUGUUGUUUGAAUCUGAAGUAUUCAUAAACAUUGUGUUAUUAAGCAAAAUGUGAAUCAAGAAUAUCCUGAGACAUAGUAUAGCAUUGUAAACAUAUAUAUUUGUCAAAUGAGCGGGUCUUUUAUAUAUCAAGUUUUAAUAUUGUGUGUCAGGCCUUGCUACAACUGCAAUGUUUUUGUUUCAGAUAAAGCUCCAGUUUGCAAAUGCAUUCUGGGAGCCAGUUUUCUGUCAUCGGUCCUCAUCAAUUUUCCACUGAGCCAGUAUCGACAUUUGUGCGUGUACGACUAUUCCCUGAUUGUUGAGAAGCAUCAACUUUGGCGUCUAAUCACAGCAAGAGUUGCCUUUCUUGAUGUCAAAGACCUAAUGAUUGGAAGCAUUUUGUUUUACUAUUUUAGAACAUUUGAGAGGAGAUAUGGUUCCAGAAAAUUUUUUGCACAGCUUAUAGGUUUUUUCUUGUUUGGGAGUGCUUUAGAGUUGUGUGCAGUCCAUAUCUGUAAACUUUUACAAUUCAAUAUGGUACCUCUGCCAUCUGGCCCAUUGUGCUUUAUUUACCCACUUUUUGUACCUUAUUUUAUGGAUAUUCCAAGAAUAGAAUUGGGAAAUGUUCUAGGAAUUCCUAUGACUGGAAAGUCAUUCCAGUAUUUUCUGGGACUGCAGGUUGCCAGUGGUUCUCUGGAGACAAUCAUAGUAGCAGUUUGUGGAAUAAUAUCUGGCAUAUUGUGGCGAAAGAACUUUUUAAAAAUACAGCAGCUAAUUGUGAUACCAAACACGGUAGCUAGUAUAGUGUAUAAAGUGUUUGGCAGAUUCAUUGAAUCUGCGGAGCCUAAAGACUCUGUGCUCCCAAUGGGAGCCACACUGGAGCUGCAGAGACAGGAAAGGAUGGACCAGAUAGAACAGCAGGUCUUGUUACAGUCCAUACGUGAUCAGGGGCCGCUCUACAAUCCCAAUCAGGGGGCAGCUUAUAAUCCCAAUCAGAAUGGCCCAGGAUUGUUUGGAGCUUUGAAUGAUGAGAUACCAUAUGCAGAUCUUGAUGAAGGACUUAGGCAAAGAAAUGUUCCAGCUCCAGAUCCACCGUCUGAUGAGCAGAUCCAGCAGCUGGUUGACAUGGGAUUUAGCGAGGAGAGAGUCCGAAGAGCUCUGCUUAUGUCUCACAAUGACCUCAACAACGCCACAAACUUUCUGCUCCAAGAGUCUUUGUGAAAGGCGACAGUGGAUUAUCAGUGUGCUACAGACUGUAACCAAAGACAAAUGUUUACAAAGAAUAUUCUGUGGAAAUCAUGCAACUGUUUUGUUUGGGAAGGUUGGAGAUAUCUAAAAGUGACAUAUACAUGUACAAAAAAUGUUAUUACACCUGAUCAAUAGUUAAAUGUACUGGCACAUGUAAUGCACAUGUAAAAAUCAAUGUACAUGUACCCUCUAAAUCCAAUUUACAGUGAAGCAUUCAUAUUUUAUUUAAUCAUGUUUGUAAAGGAAAGGUUAUUUUUUGGACAGUGUCUGAUUAAACUGCUUUCUCCUCAAUUUUUUAGAACUAAAUUCAAAUACGUGUAAAACCAUCUCACACUUCGAAAAAUGAAUUUGUAAAUGUAUGAUUGUGAAUAUUUCACUGAAAGCAAUGUUGUUAAGGAUGUUCCAAAAUUUUGUUGUAAUCAUGUUUAAUAGUUGAUGCAUUGAAUACCUAUAUUGGUAUAUAAUGCACAUGAAACUGACAUGUACAAGUUGUAUAUUUAGCUUACCUGUUGAUGUUCCAGAUUUGCAAAGCUAUAUUUCUAGUCUUUGUAAAUUCUGAAUGUUAUCUCCUGUGUUUCCUGUUUCCACUUGUCUGCAUAUCUCCUGAUGGACUUUAUUAAUUUCUCUCAAAUGAAAUAUGGGCUGUUACAUGCAACUGCUUUAAACUCCCCCCC
Magallana angulata is the source of this 2509-nucleotide messenger RNA. Its product is annotated as ubiquitin-associated domain-containing protein 2-like. The coding region runs from base 717 to 1808 and encodes 363 amino acids. NCBI's taxonomy places the organism in Eukaryota, Metazoa, Mollusca, Bivalvia, Ostreida, Ostreidae. The record is from RefSeq and is a predicted model, not a curated record. Gene Ontology annotation, molecular function: serine-type endopeptidase activity; protein binding. The transcript is spliced from 7 exons.